Gorilla gorilla gorilla (western lowland gorilla) is the source of this 1194-nucleotide messenger RNA. RefSeq names its product basic salivary proline-rich protein 4. The record is from RefSeq and is a predicted model, not a curated record. Bases 45 to 977 code for a protein of 310 amino acids. NCBI's taxonomy places the organism in Eukaryota, Metazoa, Chordata, Mammalia, Primates, Hominidae. The transcript has 4 exons.
CCUCCUAGCACACAGCUGGGAGUGACUCCAGAGCCUCCAGCAAGAUGCUGCUGAUUCUGCUGUCAGUGGCCCUCCUGGCCCUGAGCUCAGCUGAGAGUUCAAGUGAAGAUGUCAGCCAGGAAGAAUCUCUCUUCCUAAUAUCAGGAAAACCAGAAGGACGACACCCACAAGGAGGAAACCAGUCUCAAGGUCCCCCACCUCAUCCAGGAAAGCCAGAAAGACCACCCCCACAAGGAGGCAACCAGUCCCAAGGUCCCCCACCUCAUCCAGGAAAGCCAGAGAGACCACCCCCACAAGGAGGAAACCAGUCCCAAGGUCCCCCCCAUCGUCCAGGAAAGCCAGAAGGACCACCCCCACAGGGAGGAAACAAGUCCCGAAGUGCCCGAUCUCCUCCAGGAAAGCCACAAGGACCACCCCCACAAGGAGGCAACCAGUCCCAAGGUCCCCCACCUCAUCCAGGAAAGCCAGAGAGACCACCCCCACAAGGAGGAAACCAGUCCCAAGGUCCCCCCCAUCGUCCAGGAAAGCCAGAAGGACCACCCCCACAGGGAGGAAACAAGUCCCGAAGUGCCCGAUCUCCUCCAGGAAAGCCACAAGGACCACCCCCACAAGGAGGCAACCAGUCCCAAGGUCCCCCACCUCAUCCAGGAAAGCCAGAGAGACCACCCCCACAAGGAGGAAACCAGUCCCAAGGUCCCCCCCAUCAUCCAGGAAAGCCAGAAGGACCACCCCCACAGGGAGGAAACAAGUCCCGAAGUGCCCGAUCUCCUCCAGGAAAGCCACAAGGACCACCCCAACAAGAAGGCAACAAGCCUCAAGGUCCCCCACCUCCUGGAAAGCCACAAGGCCCACCCCCAGCAGGAGGCAAUCCCCAGCAGCCUCAGGCACCUCCUGCUGGAAAGCCCCAGGGACCACCUCCACCUCCUCAAGGGGGCAGGCCACCCAGACCUGCCCAGGGACAACAGCCUCCCCAGUAAUCUAGGAUUCAAUGACAGGAAGUGAAUAAGAAGAUAUCAGUGAAUUCAAAUGAUUCAAUUGCUACAAAUGCCAUGACAUUGGAACAAAGUCAUCAUAGCUCUAACUUUAAUAUACUAAUAAAAUAAUCAGCUUGCAAUUUCUCAUUGUGGUGUUCUUUCUCAGUGUUUGUGAAUGUGGAGUGUGAGGACCAAGAACACAUUAUAAGAACAUCUAGGA